This is a messenger RNA of Miscanthus lutarioriparius, 2634 nucleotides long. The record is from the annotation of a GenBank genome assembly. NCBI's taxonomy places the organism in Eukaryota, Viridiplantae, Streptophyta, Magnoliopsida, Poales, Poaceae.
AUGGGAUCCCAGCCGCCGGCCUCCCGCGUGGCCCUGGAGCCCCUCGCAACGCUCGACCCCGCCGCGCUCGCCGGCCUCCCCGUCUCCUCCCCGCUCACCGUCCGCUCCGCCGCGCUCUCCGGCCACCUGCUCUACCUCGGCACCGGCGGCGGCAAGCUGCUCCUCUUCUCCCUCCAGGAUCCCUCCACCCCCGAGUUCCUCCGCCUCCUCCCCAUCGGCGCCACGCUUCCUGUCUCCGCCAUCGUCCCGCUCCCCUCCGUCGCUCGCCUCCUCGUCCUCGCCGACGGUCUCCUGCUCCUCGCGGACCCGCUCCUCUCCCGCCCCGUCCGCCGCCUCGGCUCCCUGCGCAACGUCGCGGCCGUCGCCGCCCGCCGCGUCGACCCCGCCGACCCAUCAUCAUGCUCCGUCGCCAUCUCCGUCGGGAAGAAGCUGCUCCGGGUCGACUUCACGCUGCACGACGCCGACGAGCUGGAUGUGCAGACGCGCGAGAUCGCCUCUGUCGAGGGGGUCAAGGCGCUCGCUUGGGUCGACGACUCUGUCUUCGUUGCCACCGCCACUGGGUACUCCCUCUACUCGAGCACCACUGGCCAGGUUGUGGACAUAUUCUCGCUCCCAGAAUCCUCCGGUCACCCGAGGGUGAAGCCGCUCUCUGGAGGUGACGAGGUGAUGCUCCUGGUCGACAAUGUCGGUGUUGUGGUCGACAGAUUUGGCCAACCGGUUGGAAGCAGCUUGGUGUUCAGCACCACGCCCGACUGCAUAGCCGAGGUGUUCCCCUAUGUGAUUGUUGCUGGGGACUCCAAGGUCGAUGUGUACAGGAGGAGAAACGCUGCACACCUACAGACCAUUCCGGUUGCCAGAACUGGUCAAGGCGUUUUGAUUGUGGCUAGCGAUGAUGAUGGGAUCGGCACGGAGCUAGUUGUGAUCACUACGACUUAUAAGGUUUUUUGCUACCGUAAAGUAUCUGCAGUGGAGCAGAUUAAGGCAUCUUUACGAAGAAAGAACUACAAGGAAGCUAUUUCUUUAUUAGAAGAGUUUGAGUCAGAUGGUGCCAAGAAAGCGGUAUUGGGGUUUGCAUCCACCCCUAAGCCCCUUGAAGAAGUUAUUGAUGAUGGUCUGGUAGCAGUUCAACAGGCAUUGUUUCUGAAAAAGGCAGGUGUGGAUACAAUUGUGGAUGAAGAUUUCCUUUCAAAUCCACCAAGUAGAGCUGAUCUUUUGGAACUAGCAAUCAGAAAUAUUAUCAGGUACCUUUGUGCAUCGCGGAUGAAGAAUUUAUCUUCUCCAGAGAUGGAAGGAGUUGAUACUCUUCUGAUGUAUCUUUAUAGAGCACUUCAUCUUGUUGAUGACAUGGAGAAGCUUGCAUCAUCUCAGAAUAGUUGUAUUGUGGAUGAACUAGAAUCCCUUUUGGAUGACUCUGGACAUUUACGGACACUUGCUUUCUUGUAUGGCAGUAAAGGAAUGUGCUCCAAAGCUCUUUCUAUAUGGCGUAUACUGGCAAGGAAUUAUAGCACAGGUUUGUGGAAGGAUCUGUCUGAGAAUGGUUCCUGUGGAACUUUGGUUGGCAAAAGGUCUGGCGAGGAAAUUGCCGCUAUAGAAGCAGCCAAGAUCCUCAAAGAAUUGUCUGAUGAGGACCUUGUUCUGGAACAUCUUGGAUGGGUGGCAGACAUUGAUCAAGAUCUAGCGAUUGCAGUUUUAACAUCUGAGACGAGGGAAAAUCAACUCUCACCAGAAAAGGUUGUCGCUGCUGUUGAUGCUGAAAAGGUUGUGAUCCAUCAAAGAUAUCUGCAGUGGUUGAUUGAGGAUCAGGGCUGCGAUGACCCUCACUAUCACACAUCAUAUGCUCUUUCACUGGCUAAAUCUGCGAUUGAAGCAAUUGAUAUGGAGUCUAAAUAUAGAGGGAAAGACAAUAGUGAAAUUGAUUCUGAUGCACAAUUUAUUUAUUUAUUAAGAGAGAGCUUGCAAUUGUUUCUGCAAGCUUCAGACCUGUAUGAUCCAGAAGAUGUGCUCGAUGUGAUAGCAGAAUCUGAGCUAUGGCUGGAAAAGGCAAUACUGUAUAGGAAAAUGGGCCAAGAGAAUAUUGUACUUCAGAUACUAGCAUUGAAGCUGGAGGAUAGUGAAGCUGCUGAGCAGUAUUGUGCUGAGAUUGGUCGAGAUGAUGCCUAUAUUCAGCUUUUGGGUUUGUAUUUGGAUCCUCAAAACGGGAAGGAGCCUAUGUUUACAGCAGCUGUACGACUUCUUCAUAAUCAUGGUGAAUCUUUGGACCCCAUACAAGUAUUGGAGAGAUUAUCUCCUGAUAUGCCUCUUCAGCUAGCAUCAGAUACAAUUUUACGGAUGCUGAGGGCCCGAGUGCACCAUCAUCGCCAAGGGCAGAUAGUCCACAAUUUAUCACGGGCGACAAACCUAGACGUGCAUUUAACGAGACUGGAGGAGAGAUCGAGGCAUGUGCAGCUAACCGACGAGAGUAUCUGCGAUUCAUGUAGAGCUCGCCUCGGCACCAAGCUGUUUGCGAUGUACCCUGACGACUCGGUUGUUUGCUACAGGUGCUAUCGAUCCCAGCAAGGUGAUUCCUCAUCAGGGCGUGGCCGUAGCUUGAGGAAAGAUGUUAUAUUCAAACAGAGCUGGCUUGUCAGUAGAUAG